This is a messenger RNA of Trichoderma aggressivum f. europaeum, 1143 nucleotides long. RefSeq lists its product as uncharacterized. Lineage: Eukaryota; Fungi; Ascomycota; Sordariomycetes; Hypocreales; Hypocreaceae. Gene Ontology annotation, molecular function: 3-isopropylmalate dehydrogenase activity. Bases 1 to 1143 code for a protein of 380 amino acids. The record is from RefSeq and is a predicted model, not a curated record. Gene Ontology annotation, biological process: L-leucine biosynthetic process. The transcript has a single exon. Gene Ontology annotation, cellular component: cytosol.
AUGGCUCAGACAUUUCACAUUCUCGUUCUCCCUGGCGACCAUGUCGGCCCCGAAAUCAUGGCCGAAGCCCUCAAGGUCCUCGACGUCGUAGAACAGUGCCGGCCGAACCUCAAGUUUGAGCGCACGUUCGACCUCGUUGGCGGCAGCAGCAUUGACAAGCACGGAGUCCCCGUGACAGAACAAGUCCUCGACAAGGCCAGCAAAAGCGACGCCGUGCUGUUCGGCAGCGUGGGCGGGCCAGAGUGGGCAAACGCGUCUCCCAACCCAGAGGCCGGCAUUUUGGGACUUCGACAACGGCUGGAUGCGUUUGCAAACCUGAGGCCGUGUGAGAUCCUGGUCCCGAGUUUACUCGAAGCCUCGCCACUCAAGCCAGACAUCGUCAAGGGCACCAAAUUCAUCGUCGUCCGCGAAAACUGCGGCGGCGCGUACUUUGGCGACAAAGUCGAGAAGCCCGAAGUCGCAUCAGAUCUAUGGGUAUACGAGCCCCGAGAGGUUGAGCGCUGUGCCCGUGUAUCGGCCGCCGUGGCUCGAAUCCUCGGAAAGAAUGGCGAUGGCAAAGGCGGCGAUGGUCCGGCCAUUGUGUGGAGUGCAGACAAGGCAAAUGUCCUUGCCAGCGGGAGACUCUGGCGCCGAGUGACUCAAGACAUCUUUGACAGAGAGUUUCCAGACAUUGACCUGCGCCAUCAGCUUGCGGAUAGCAUGGCGAUGCUCAUGGUCAAGAACCCGCGCGGCUUCAACGGCGUGAUUCACACGGACAACACCUUUGGCGAUAUUCUGUCGGACAUUUCGGGUGGCAUCGUCGGCAGCCUUGGGACGCUGCCGAGCGCGAGCAUCUCCGGCAUCCCAGGACAGGGGAAAUGCAAUGGAAUCUACGAACCGGUGCAUGGAAGUGCGCCAGAUAUUGCCGGCAAGGGCAUCGUGAAUCCCGUUGCGCAGAUUCUUAGUCUGGCGAUGCUUCUGAGGUACUCGUGCGUGCUUGUGGACGAGGCGGCGGCCAUCGAGAAAGCUGUUCAGACAGUAUUCGAUUCGAAAGAGGCGGGUGGACUCGGCAUUCGCACAAAGGACAUGGGGGGUGAGGCCGGGACAAAGGAGGCUGGUGAUGCCAUUGCUGGCGAGGUUCGGCGUCUCUUACAAGCGAGCUGA